AUGUCCCUGGGACUACCUGGAGGUGUAUGCCUUCCCUCCAUUUUGUUUGAUCCAGCAAGUCCUGAACAGGUUGAUGAGUUUGCAGAGUCUCAGGAGGAUGACACUGGUAGCCCCUCUGUGGCCGCAGGCAGAAUGUUUUCCAGAUCUGCUGUUGUUGUCGGAGGUACCAAGGGAGAUUCCUCCGUGGCUGCAUCUUCUUUGUUAGCCACACAGAAAGAUUCCACCAGUCAGGAUGAGAAAGGCUUGUUUGUUUCCGCCAUUAGAGGCUACAGGGCGGCCCAAAGGUAUUUCAAAAAUGGUGUUUGUCGAAAAGGAGAUAACUGUCGAUUUUCACAUGAUCCCAAUGACAAGCCUUCAAUGAUUUGUCGUUAUUUUUUAAAAGGAGCGUGUAACUAUGGUGAGAAAUGCAGGUAUGAGCACCAACAGCCAUCGUAUCUUGUUCCGCAAUAUUUUGGUUCUGGGCCAGGUUCAGCCACAUCACAGGACGGAUUAAAUCUUACCACGUCCAUUGGUAGUGGUAUUGAUGCUGUAACUAAAUCUAGUCAACCCAGUGUCAUUGGUACCAGCAUGGUAACGGGUAAUGAACCCACCACUCAACCAGUACCAAUUUUGUCUCCAAGUGCAAUACCACAUACGUCAAGUGCCAGUGGUGUGGCAAAUGCACAAGAAAUGAUUCGACUUGUUGAUCUACAUAUUACAAAUUUCGUUGGAAUGAUUUUAGAUGCCAAUAACGUACCUCAUGACUUACCUGUUGUUGCCAAUGGAAAACGUUUAAGUAUAGAAGACGCUAGAAUGAGUGGUUUGAAUCUUUAUAAGGUCAUUAUGAAUAUCGGGAGCGCCAUUUUCAGAUGUGGAAAUCAACCCACACAUCAAGCCCUGCAGGAAUUAGGCCAAAUAAUCUUAAACUUCUGGGCUGAAGCAAAGCAGCCCUGUCCAAAUUUGGUUUUUACUGUUGAUGAUUUAGCCCAGGUAUUUUUAACUCCCAAUGGACGACAGUUUCUCGACUUAACUUCACGUCAGCUACAGCAUUUACUUGUUAUGCUUAAGGCUGUUUUACAGAUAUAGGGCACUAUAAGCCAGUGUCAAACUAAUCUUUUUAUUGUGGAGGGUAAAAUUUAUAGGACCCGAAUUAUUAAAUUGAUGUGUGUUCCUCAAGUCAUUGUAAUUUUGCCUUUUUUCUGUAAACAAAAUCACUUCAUUAUUGUAUUGAUCAUGUUAAAAAGUUGUUUACAUUGGUAGCAGUUAUUUGUAAUAAUUUCUUAGUCAGUCCAGGUAGUAAUUUAAUUAGUUAUUUACUGGAACAGCUUCCAACUCAGUCCUCAUUUUAUCUUGUCAUUACUAUGAAAUAGAAGUGGAUUAGAGAAAAAAUUGACCAUAGCAGCAAAUUUCCUUCUCUUGGACUUGUCUUUCUGAAAAGGUAUACUAUACUUGAAAUUCAUUUCUACAAGUAUGACUUCUGAAAUCUGGUUUUAAUAGAUGACUAGGUAGUCAUUUAUGUGGUUAUUAUAACUUUGCAUUUGGUAAUUGACUUUGAGUUGGAACAGCUUUUGGUGUCUCAGUUUUUAAAAAGAUUAUUUGCCUAUUUAAGACCAACAUAUGCUGUGUUUAUUGAAGGGUAGUCUUGCAGAUUUUGACAGCAGUAUGGCUGUUUGUUAGAUUCAUUCCAUUACAUGUCAUUACAUUGGAUUUAACUCUAGAAUUUUUGGAAUAGAAUUGGAUCAUUACAUGAAAAUUGGGAAAGGCUUGAUAUUUCACUUUUUUAAUAAUUCAUAUUCCUGUGUAUUUUUUUAUUCUCUGUUGUUACUGUUAUGGUACUAUAAUUCACAAGAGAAAUAUUGAGGAUUACAGAAAUAAAUAUCUCUGCAAGAUCUUAUCGCAAGAUAAUUGUUAUAUUAGCUUGAUUAAGUUCAGGGCAUUUUGUAACUUAUAAAACACUGUUUCUUUUACAUAAAGUUCUUAGUUGUUUUUGAGAAAUGGGAGUUUUUCAUAUAUUUUCUAUUUUACCAGAUUUUUAUUUAUUUCCAGCACAAAUUGAGUCAGCUUUUUCUGAUGAGUACUUGGUCAUAGAAACACUCUUUGAAGGCCAGAACAUUAAAAUAAUUUCAUACCUUAGGUCCCUGACAGGAAAUCCUUAACAAGGUAUAGUGCAUAACAUAAUUAAGAGUGAACAGCAUAGAUUGUCCCAAAUAACUACACCCAGACAUAAAUAUUAUUCAAUUUUGAAAUGAAAUACCAAAUCAUAAUUUUGGAUUUACAAAAAAGUUCACUAUAAAUUAAGCCAUAUAGUACUUAAGAGCAAUGAAAUUUAGGAUGUGAAGGUAUUCAUAAAAUGUAGGGAACAGGUUGCAAAUGGUAAAGUCAAUUCAAAAGUAAGAGAACUGAUAUUAGUCUUAUUGUAACAUUAAUGGAAAUGCAAGCUUUCAACAGAUAUCAUAUGCUUGAAGCUAGAGACAAAGGUCCAGUAAAAUGUAACUUGUGCUAAACAUAAUAUAGCAGUAAAGUAUUAUACUGUAGCCUUUAAUGGGUUAGAAAAUUGGAAUCGGGUGUAGCUAGUCAAUUGGCCUACAGACGACCCCUGGUAUUUGCACCACGAUCCCUCCCCCCCUGAGUAGCUAAAAUACAUGAAUACUUGUAACCCUUCAAAAAAUAACUAUAACUGCCUAUUUUAAUAGUUCAGACACCAGAAAAACCCCUCUUAAAAAAAUACUCAUACUUGAGAAUUUGAUAGUUUUAUCACAAAAAACUGCAAGUACGUAGUCACAAAAAUAAUAUGAAAAUACAGAAAUUAGUGACUAUUUCUCUAUGAAAAAUACUGCUAGGGGAAUUUUCGUGAAUAAUAUGCAUUAAUAUAUGUUCCAUAGAAAAAUCAGGGAAUGGUUGAGUCUGCAAAUCCAGAACUACGAAUAGGCAGGGAUUGACUUUAUAUGUAAAAGAAAAUUUUAUGGAAUUUACAAUGGCUACUUUACCUUUGUUAACUAGAACUAAAUAUGAGAUAUACACAAAGAAGAUAAUUUAGUGAUAUGUAUCAUUAACAUUUCCACACCCGGCAUCUCUCUAUAGGAUUAGACAUGCAAUGUUUCUUUGCAUGUUUUGUCUGAAUUUUCAUCUGGUUCAAGUUUUCCUCUUUAUCCUUUUUUCCUGAAUUUCUGGGUCAUCUUACUGGUCUGCAUCUGUAUACCUUCUUAUCCAGUAAUGAAUUUUUCAAUAAAAGAGCCAAGUCACUGAUACAUAUAUAUGUAUAUAGUAUGGGAAAAUUUUAAACACACGUUAGACUAACUAUAUCAUACAGUAUCUUUGAAAAUAGGCAGUCUAUAUAGAGUGCUCAUUCAUUAUUGUUAGACUGAUGCAAAGAUUUAAUUGCAUUACCCCUCAGAUUAAGAAAUAAAUGUAUUGUCCAAUAGAGCUGUAGGUAGGUUCUAUGAGUUGUUAAUGAUGAACCAAAAGGUGAAGAUGCAGUUAUAUAGUUGAAAUAAAUGUAGAUUUUAAUAGUAUUGUUUAUCAUAGUUGCACUCAUAUCUUGCAUCGCCACUUGCACUGGCCAUACCAAGAAUCAGUUUAAAAUAAGUAUCUCUUCCUCUCCUUCAUACAUCAAACAAAAUCAUAAUCUCCCAAGAAAGCAUACAUGUGUAUCAAGCAAUAUUCCUGCUUGUGGAAGUGAUGUGCUGAGAGUAGUUUCUGGAAGCCAAGCAUUGGUAAUACAAUCAUGACGUAGUUUGUUGUGGACAGGCUUGUAUUACAUUAUGAGCUCAACAUAGUAGGAUCAAAUAGUAAAAUAUGAGACUUGGCCAGCAGUAUUGCCCCUAGCAAGUGUGAGUUCAUUGCUUAAAAACAGUGAAGUUAGAUUGGUAUCUUUAAGUUGCAAAGAAUUAGAAUUGAUUUUGACAUAGUUGCCGGAAUAUCAGAUUCAUAAAAAUGUCUGAAUAUCAAAUUCAUAAAAGUGUUACAGUACUUGAAGCUUGUUUCAAGUAAGCUACUUUACAAAUAAGAAAAACUGAUAUUUACUUAUCAGUUAGAACCGAUAACUCUAACACCACACCAUAAUAUUUCCAUAAGCAAGUCAGUCUGGCAUCAUUCCCUGUUUAAACCCACUCUUGUCUAAUAGGCAUAUAUCUUUUAGGAACUGCAAAAUGAGAGUAUUGUGCAGAUAUUUUUAGAAUUAAAACUUAAAUGAAAAGUGGCAAUCCCAUAAUAGAGAAAAAGUAAUUGUUGUUGCUGAACUUACUAGGCUCACUAUGGAGCAACAACAGUGUUCAAAACCAGUUAUGGUGGACCUCCAGUUUAAUUUUAACUAAGCAGAUCACCAAUUCUUUUAUCAUCGUUAUAGUAUUAAACCAUUUUUACAUCGCAGAUUGAUAUUGAAUGGUGAAUUCAGUUUGUUGCAAAUUUUACUAUCAUCACGUAAUUAUGUAUUUUUCAUAGUUUUCCUUCUUAUAAAUUGCAUAUAUGAACUUGGUUAUUUAACAUCAGUUGCAGUGAUCUCAUGUGAGGUUCAUCAAAUUUUUUUUUUAUUACAUUCUCAUUCCCAAGGUUCACUCAGGUACUAAGACUUGAACCCUCCACAUGUUUCUCAAGUACUCAAGUAGGCUCCUGCUGCCACUGGUACUAUUAUUGACAGUAUGGUACAUCUUCAGAUGUAACAUUUUGUUGAUUACACCCUUCUGCAAUCUUGGUAUUGAGUAGGUUGAAAUAACUUGUUAAUAUUAAAUUUUGUCUACAGAGAGGGAAAGCUUUUGUUGUGGUCAUUUUAAUGAAUUUUCCACAAAUAUUUUGAUAAUAUAAGAUACUAAUAAAGCUACAUAAGUGAAUUAUGCUCAAUUAUUACACUGUAUAAAUCACAAAAAGAUUUGUGACUCAUGGUGAAUUAAUUCAAAAGGGUUCAGCGAUUGUAAGGUUUGUAGUGUCAGGAUACUUUUGUGACAAAACUUUUCAAACUAAAAUCUUGUUCCGGGUGCUAGAGUAUCAAAAUUUUUCCUUGCUUUCAUGACUACGCUGUACUCUGAUCCCAGUAUGUGAGAGUUUUGUUUUCUUUGCUGGAUUUUUGUUUAGAUACUAUGUUUGUUAUAUUUAUGAAUUAGCGAGUGCCUUGCAGUCCGUUUGUAGGCUAUUUAUUUAGUGUUGUAGUCUUGCUGUCACAGUUCAUUCAUCACAGAAACCCACAGAAUUCAUUUCAUGUAUAUUCAUGAGAAGUAACACUUGAGUCAACUUUGUAAGUAAAAAUUUAGAAAAAUGGAAAAAUAUUGCUUCUUAUUCUUAGCUCAUGACAUGUAUGUGUGACUCAUGGUUGGUUUAUAACAACAUUUUCUUUGUUAGAAGUAGGCUUGCAUGCUCAGGAUUGCGUGUUUAAUAAUGAAAUAGCUUUCUUUUAUAUGAUGUAAUAUGAAACACUUCUGUAAGCAUUGAUAGCUUUUGUCUCAAGCAGAGUUCCAUCAUGUUCAUCCAUAUUUGAGUGGAAGUAUGAGUAGACUUUUUCAUUGCUGGUUUUAUGGAAAAGUUGAUGGAUUAGUCAUAAUUUUGUAAGCCAUGGAAUAGAUAUCAAAUGACAUGUCCAGCACUCUGAUAUAAUCUAUAUAUCGACUCUUUGGCUUAAAAAGUUUAUGAAGGUUAUGUUAUGCCUUUUGUUAUGGUGGCUCAUUAUGACAGUAUUUUUUAUUUGUUAAAUGGGGAGCUUGAGGUAGUCAUGCUAGAAGAAUUUAGUUUUAUUUGCAUUUCAUUGGCAUUUUUAGGGUCGACAAAUUUAAGAAAUAUUUGUUUGAAAUAAUUUUGAGCACAAGUGUAUUGAAAUUUCAAAGUGGUUAAUAUGGUAAUGCAUGGUAAGUGAAGCACUUUGAUUACUGCAGAAUAUCAUAGCUUCUUAAACAGAAUAUCUCAGCCAUCAAAAUAUACCAUAUAAAGUCACAUUAAUGAUGCAAUGAUUUUGAGUAAUUGUUAAUGGUUCUACUUUAUAUUUCUUGAAGGUAAUCCACAGUUUGACUUGAGACUGUUGCAGCCAACCUUUGUGUAUGGGUUUCUUGUUUCAUUUAGUAAGCUCACUUCUAUUUGUUUCUCUAAUUACUUUACUGUGUACGUUUUGGUGGUGGUGCAUCAUCUGCUUCAUUCCCCAUCCUUAGAGGUAUUCCCCACCUAUUUUAUCUCUUCACAGUAUUUUUUUUUUCAAACCUAAUCUGUUUCUUGAUCUGUCACCACUGAGUAAUUUACAUACAGAUGUCUUCAUUCUUUUGUCAACAGAGUCAUGUGAGCAUUUUUAAGUCCUUGUCUCGUUGCCAUCUAAGUAUUUUGAAAGUGUUGAAUGAAACUAGCAAUUAGUUUUUCUCAUAUUACAAUAUCUUUUCAUUGUUCUGAUUAGAAGCUUGAAAAGAGGCCUCUAUUUCUAUAGGUAAUGUUUCUAUAAAUAACAGAGUUACUGUUGCAGUGAACUAAUGGGAAAAGGUUCCAUUAUAGUUGGCCACUACUUUUCACAGAAACCCUGAUUUUGAUAACAUUAAUUUUCUCUGCUGAAAAGCUUAGGCAUUUUUGUCUUGGUUCUCUUUUCUAUCAUAUUCCUCCAAGAAGGGCAUCUGCCACUUUCUUCAGGGCCAAGUCUUGCUCAUUUUUCCAUUCUCUUAUUUACAUAAGUCUGGGGCUAAACAAGGGGAUUAAUUUCCUAUCUUGUUUUGAAGGGUUAUUUUUUGGCAAAUAUCAUAUAAAAAUAGAUCUUUUAAAAAAAGAAAUUUAAUUAUAUAUAAAAGUUUAAAUUUUUUGCAAUUUCAAAUAUUUUUCAUAGGAAGGGUGGGAAUAUUUUUUUAUGAAAAUAUCAUCCUGGAUUGAAUAUUGUGGCCAGUUUUAAAGAACUACUCACUAAAUCAAUUUAUAAAAGAGACCCAGAAUGCAAAUCACUUAGAAUAUUCUUAGAAAUAUCCAAAUUUAAAUUCAGCACCUUUUAGAUAAUAGAAACCACUGUGUAAAUUAAUUUCCUCCUGAGGAGUUUUCAGCAUUCUAUAAUGUCCAGACUUGCACUAUAUUGUUUGGCUGCAAGCUGUGCUGGUAGGCAGUCCCUGGUUAUCGGAGAUCUGGUUUUAUGGUGCUUAUUUAGCAACAUAAAAUUGGCGGUUUAUGCCGCCCUUAUGGUCAGAGUUCCGGUUAUUGGCACUGUAAGGGUUCUUAUGGGCGCUGUAAGGGUACUCAUGGUGCCGAUAACCGGCUAUCAGCGCCAUAAAUUGCCAAGUUUCAGUUAAUGGCGGUUUUCCCUUGUUGGCACACCCCGGGAACGGAACCCCCGCUGAUAACCAGGGACUGCCUUACUCAUAAAUAGUACAAUGCGACAUGAAGGUCCACACUUUAAUUUAUAGGGAUUAUUCCAAAUCCCUACCAGGUGUAGGAUUUGCAACCCUUUUACAUAGUGAAACAAAUUAAAUCUCCUUAAUAGUCUUGCCUCUGUUUUCAAAGCAAAACAUAGUGUAGUAAAGUCAGCACGUGGGAUUAUUAAAGAUAUGCUAGCUCUGAAAUUGUUAUUUUCUAUUUUCAGUGACUAGGGAAGUCUUGUAGAAGAGGCACAAAACUUGUUUAAAAUUCUAUUGUACAAUAAAUAAUGUUUUAAUUCUACAAACUGUAUGAGGUUUGUUGAAAUAACUUUGAUCCCAGGCCAUGUGAAUAGAAAGAGAAAUGAAGGUAAUGACUGAGCAAUCGAACUUGCAGCAACUAUGACCAGAUCAAAACUAGCCAGUCCCAUCCUCUGAAACUCAGUAUCUUUGGUAAAAGGAUGAUUUUAUUAAAUAGUUAAUCUUAUAACAAGUGAAAACAAAUCAUACCCAUCUCUGAAUAUAGCAUACUGCAGACCAAAGAGAUUGCUAUAUUGAAGUUACUUUAUUGCAUCAUUUUAUCUGUCACAGUUGUUUGACCCAUAGAUACAUAAUAGAAUUGUUUCUGUUUUGAAUUACCUUGCCUCUGUCUUUGGUUUUUUAACCACAAUAUUCUUUGGGUGUGUUAUGUAGUUGGAAUGUUAGUUUCUUCUCUAUUAUUUGGAACAGUGAUAUCCUGAGGAUAGGUAGAUUGGAUUUCUUAAGUAGAAUCACCUUUGUUUGACAUUUAACAGAGUGGAAUUAGCUAAUUUUAGAGUUGAUAUUUCUGCUUAAAUUAUUCCACUUCAGUGACAUCUCUUCAUAAAUGUUUUCAAAUCUAGUAUUUCCUUUAUCAGAAGAUGUAGUACCCUACUUUUGUUUACCUUUUGCAUAUUCUGCUUAAAUCCCUAUCUGGUCCAAGUGUUCAUCUUUGUCAUCCAUAAUCUUCUAGGCCUUCCCAUUGGUGGUUUAAUCCCUUUGGCAAAGAAUUGGACUCUGCUUGAUGGUGGAGGCUCUCAAAGCCUUCUUUUGUAAUAAGUUUUCCUUUGUAUGAUGCUUGUUAACUGUGAGUGAAAUAGCAAUUGAUUGAAUGUAGAUAGUAAAAACAAACAACUAAUUUCAUGUUCAUGGAACUAGCAAUAUACUGUAGUUCUAUCCUUGUUUUCCAUUUAUACAGCCAUGUUUAGUGUAGAACGUUGUUAUCAUUUCCUUUUAUGUAUCAUGUUUGCUUGAUAGGAAUAAAAUGUUAUUGUUUUGCUUGAAGAGCUGGGCUCAUGGAUUUCUUAAAAUCCUUUGUUAUCACUUUUUGGGCUACUUGGUCACUCAGAAUAUUUCUUUUCUAUUGUAUGUUAUGUGAAGCUUGUUUUACUCCACAGUAGAAGUUGUAAACAAGUCAAAUGAAUAAUGAUACACUGUACUUUGUAGUUUUCAUGCAUAAAAUUUCAUAGGAUCAGUAGCUAUGUCUGAGCUUAUUUCUAAAUUUUUAGUGUUUCCACACAAUUCUUUAAUGUCUUUUGCAACAUUUCCGGUUAGAUUUAGAACUAAUUAGGAAAGCCAUAUAGUUUUAUUAAUUUAUAUAUUAAAGCAUAAUGUAAGUAAACAAACUAAAGUAAAAGGUAAAUCAAGUAUAGUUGAGAAACUUGUAUAUUGGGAUAUUCAUAUCUUACAUAUAGUAUCAAAACCUUUGUUGUAAAGCUUUGUACACAAAAAGCAGCUAUCAUUCUGGCCAGUGUGACAAUGGAAAUGAAACUGAAGGAAUGUCACUUAUUAGAAUUUACUUUUUGGUGCUUUCAUGAUCACUUACAUUUGUAAUAUAAUGACUCGUUGGUUACAAAUAAAAUGACUUUUGAUAUGAUAUAAUGGAAAUUAUUUAUCCUGCUGUGGUUAUAUGUACAGCAAUUUAAUGCUAUAUUUAUAUUUUUUCAGUAAGGAAAAAAAGUCUCUAUCAUUAUGUGUAGAAGUACACAAGAACCACCGUAAUGAAGGUUUUUCAGAGAUUUAUGAUUGUGCCAUCAGUAAUCCUGGACCGUACUCAUUAAAAAAGACCUAACAUUUUCAUUUCUUAAUUUUGAUAGCAGUCACCUUCACAUUUCUUGUUUCUUAUUCAUUUAGCUGUCUAUGUUCUUAUCCACAUGUAACUGGAUAGUGGUUUUACCUUUUUUGUUGCAGUUGCCCUCUUGUUUGAGGUUAUAGGUUUAAGUGAAAUAAAAGGAUGCACAUUUAGGUACAAACGGACUUAUAUCUGUUUUCAAAGAAUUUGUGGAAGAAUUUGAAGUAACCGAUAAUUACUUCUUAAUGCUAAUUGCAAGGCUAUAAUGAAAAUUUCAGAAUAUAUUUCAUAGAGUCAUUUUUUAGGUAACCACUGUAGUCGAAUACAAGCAGGAAAUGAAUGCUUAGUGUUUUGUGUUGAUAGUUUGUGAAUAGUUUAGGUGUAGAUUGAAUAUUUGUAUGUUAUAAUUGAGAAAUUGUGUCUUUUUUCCAUUUGGGAUGGGAUACAUGUAAUUAUUAAUUGUAGACAGUGUUACUUCCUUUUUGGCUAUGCCAAGUUUGUAAUAUAACUUGAAUACUUUGUUUCUUGUGACUUUUUGAUGAUACAUUAAAACAGUUGACAUCAAGAACUUAUUUAAAUAAGUGAAGGAUUAUUUGAGGUAGAUGAGUGUCAUCAGUGCUGGUAUUAGAUUUUCUUCUGCUGUUUUCAAAUGUUGGGAAGGUGAAUGAUGAAGUUUAUCUGAAAAUUAAAACAAUAUGAUUUAGUUCUCUUCAUGAUUUUUCAUUUCAGGUUUAAUCUGUAGGGUUUGUGAUUUUGUUUUUCAUAAUUUGCUCAAUUCUCUACAGAUAAUUAUGCCACAGUUGAUUAACAUAAGUGAAAUUGAACUGAUAUUCAUUCAUUUUUCCAUUUGUCCCUAGAUCAAGAAAACUUUUAUAAUUAUGUUAAAGUUUAUUAUUGUUUAUAAAAGUACCUAAUGUGAGGUUACAUCUUAGAGCUUCUACAGAUUUUUCCAGCUUGUUAUUAACUUUGUUUUAUAUUCUCUGAAUACCCUGUCAUAUAAAGAUAUUUUAAAGCAGUUAUUGAGUAAUCUUCAAGAAUUUGCUUUCAUAAACUUUCAUUUGUAAAUUGGCUUGUUCAGUUGUUCAAUAUUGUAAAAGUUGCCCGCAGGAUUCCAAGAAGGUAAUUAUGAUUGCAGUCUAUUUUACUGAUUGCAUGCAAUAAACCUUAAUUUAAAAAUUGUGCUUGUGUUUUGAAAAGAUGUAUGGAGUCUUGACCAACAUUAGGAUUUCAUAGAACAAUAUACCAAGAGAUUUUAAUACUUAGUUUUCAUAAUGUUAUUUUUCUUUUUCCACAAUUUUAGCAAGAUCUUGUUUGAGUUGACUCUUAUGGAUGUAACCACCAAAAGAAUUUGAACUUAAGUUCCCUUUGAUUAUGGUAGAAGUGUUUUUGAAACUUGUUAAUUUUACAGUUGUAGUAAUCAUCAGGACAUUGACAUUCUUAAUUUUUAAGAUAAAUUUAGCCCAAAAUCAGGUGUUAAUGUUAAGAAAAAGUUCAAUGAAAUGUAGGUUUCAAUAUGGAAAGAAUAACUGGUUUGAUGAUAAUGGUACUGUAUAUAAGUUAAAAACUACCUACAAGAGUUUCAGUACCAGUAGUUUUAAGGUUUUGAGUGUACUCCUAAAGAAAAGUUUUUUUUUGAGUUAAUACUAUUUACUUGGUCAUUCAUUGUUGUACAUUCUAAAUGUUGUCAUGGUAGUUUUAGAUUAAAAAUUUUUCUCAUCAGUGCUUCAUUGCAGUGCAUCAUUUUGUUAUCAGUGUUAAUAACACCAGUUUACCUCAUAAUGCAGUCAUGGGUCUGUUUCAUGGAGGCUGACUUUUAAAGUUAGAAUUUCCAGUUAGCGUUUUAGUUUAUUGUAGUUUACACAUUUGGUUGUUUGCUUUUGCUGUUUCACAUAAUCCUAUAUUGGUGCAAGAAAACCUUGAACUGUAGAUCCAUGCAGUGUCAGUAGAAUUUGUAACUUCUGUACAGUUGGAAGGAAACAUUAACUAAUACUAUACCUGAUAAGAAUUUAAGGGUUCUCGAGUUUUGUUGUAGAACAAUUUUUAGACCUACAGUUUAAUGUAGUAUAUACCCUUUUAAUCUGGGAAGGUAUCAAUAAUAUCAUUGUUGUGGGUUUUACAAAUCGACCAAUGAUAAUCACCAGUAAUGCCCCGUGAAUAUUAUACAUUAAUAGCCACCCACAGUAUUUCAGCUUGAAGUGUUUAUGUCUAUCUAUGCUGUUUAAAUAUAUAUAUAUAUAAAUAGAUACAUAUAUAUAUAAAGUACUAUAUUGAUUAAUAAUGAUAGGUUAAUAUUUAUUUAUGUUAGUGGUAUUUCCAUAAGAUCAAUACAAAAAGAAAUGUUAGUAUACUGAUACUUGAAUAAUGUAUUGGAUAAGACAACCAUAUUGAUUAAGACAAGAUACUGUAUUUAUACUGUACUAAUUUAAUUGAGAAUUUUCAUACAUAAUCCCUGUGAGUCUUGUACAAAGGUAAAUUAAACGUCUGGAUAACCUUCGAUCGUCAUUGACUUAAUAUAAAAGAAAAAUAUAUAUAUAUUUUUUACUUUU
Messenger RNA from Macrobrachium nipponense, 11909 nucleotides. RefSeq lists its product as uncharacterized. Bases 1 to 1065 code for a protein of 354 amino acids. The transcript has 7 exons. Gene Ontology annotation, molecular function: metal ion binding; ubiquitin protein ligase activity. Lineage: Eukaryota; Metazoa; Arthropoda; Malacostraca; Decapoda; Palaemonidae. Gene Ontology annotation, biological process: protein polyubiquitination. The record is from RefSeq and is a predicted model, not a curated record.